CGAGUGUGACUGUCCCUGGGAGCCGGAGUCCGUGGCCCCCGGCUAGCGGCCGGACGCGGUGAGCGGCGGAAAGGGGCUCGGACAGCAAAAGCAUCGUUGAAGCUUAGACAGGUGGAAACAUCGAAGUCCACCCACCGCUUCUCACUGAUUCGUGGAUUUCUGUGUGACCAGAUUGUUGCCGGCUCCUGUUGCAAGGGACUCCAAAGUGGAGCGCCCCUCUGCCCCCACUGCCCUGGUGUCCGGAGCUUUGCUGUCUGAGUGGCAGGAUGACAGCCGCUGUCCUGUCCGCCCCUUGUGCUCAGACCUCCCUGUAUCUGGCCUCUGCUCAGAGCGUGCGCACCGGGAAAGAAAGGCUCAGCAGGGAGUUCCUGACUCUCAGGUUGCAGGAUGCGGUGACCUUUGAGGAUGUGACUGUGGACUUCACCCGGGAGGAGUGGGCAUUGCUGGAUGUGUCACAGCGAUCGCUGUACAGGGAGGUGAUGCUGGAGAACUGCAGGAACCUGGCCUCACUUGGGUGUCAUGUUGAUAAAACCAGUCUGAUCUCCCAGCUGGAGCAAGAAGACAAAACGAUGACAGAGGAAAGAGGAAAUCUCACCAUCACCUGUCCAGAUUUGGAGACUGUACUUAAAACUAAAUGGUUGACUCCUAAGAAAGGGGUUUUUAGACAAGAACAAGUGAAAAGUGUAAAAACGGAGAAAAGUCGUCGUGGAGUGAAAAUCAAUGAAUGUAAUCAGUGUUUUAAGAUCUUCAGCACAAAAUCUAACCUCACUCAGCAUAAGAGAAUUCAUACUGGAGAAAAGCCUUAUGACUGUAAUCAGUGUGGGAAAUCCUUCAGCAGUAGAUCUUACCUUACUAUUCACAGGAGAAUCCAUAAUGGGGAGAAACCCUAUGAAUGCAAUCACUGUGGCAAAGCCUUUAGUGAUCCUUCAUCCCUCAGACUGCAUGUGAGAAUUCACACCGGAGAAAAACCUUACGAAUGUAACCAGUGUUUUCAUGUCUUCCGCACUAGCUGUAACCUUAAGAGCCACAAGAGAAUCCAUACGGGGGAGAAUCACCAUGAGUGUAAUCAAUGUGGAAAGGCCUUUAGCACAAGAUCCUCCCUGACUGGACACAACAGCAUUCAUACAGGGGAGAAACCUUACGAGUGUCAUGAUUGUGGGAAAGCCUUCAGGAAGAGCUCCUAUCUGACGCAGCAUGUAAGAACUCACACAGGAGAAAAACCCUAUGAGUGCAAUGAGUGUGGCAAAUCCUUUAGCAGUAGCUUUUCUCUAACAGUACAUAAGAGAAUACAUACUGGAGAGAAACCCUAUGAAUGCAGCGACUGUGGAAAAGCCUUUAAUAAUCUCUCAGCUGUUAAGAAGCACUUAAGAACUCACACUGGAGAAAAACCCUAUGAAUGUAACCAUUGUGGAAAAUCUUUCACUAGUAACUCUUACCUUUCCGUGCAUAAGAGAAUACAUAACAGGUGGAUAUGAAUUGGAAUGAGAAAUUACUAUAGGAAAUUUCUGUGAGAAAGCUCUUGUCGACCUCUCAACGUGAGAGAACUCACAACAGAUAUAUAGGUUAUCUGUUGCUGCAUAAAAAGUCAUUCCCCAAAACUGGCUGCAGAAUUCAGGAACAGGUUAGCUCCAUAAUUCUGGUUCAGGCUCUUUCAUGAGAUCGCAAUUCAGAUGUCAGGUAGAGCUGUGGUCAACUGAAGUCUUUACUAAUGAAGGAUUUACUUCCAUGUGGCUCCCUCCCGUGUCAGAAAAUUAGUUCCAGUUGUUGACAGGAGAUCCUUAGUUCCUCUGCAUGUAGGUUUUUGCAGCCUGGCAGCAAGUUUUCCUCAGACCAAGUGAUGGGAGAGCUAGUGAAGAAAUCAUGUUUCUUAUGACCUGUCACCAGAAGGAUGUAUUUGCACUUUCCUUAUCAUACUGUUACACAUAGUCCAAUCCUGAUAACAGUGUACAAGAAUAUAAUAGGAAGUUGUGAGUACUAGGAGACAGAGAUCACUGGAAACCAUCUAGGAAACUUGCCAAGAAUUUAAUAAAAGCCUUCAGCACACCUUCAUCCUUCCAUUCAAUAUGAAAUGUUAUUCAUUUAACUCUCCCAUUAAUUUUGGAGGGAAAUCUACUGAGUACAGUAUAUGUGAUAAAACUUCCAGCUCGCAAGGCGUGGUAGCACAUGCCUAUAGUCCCAGCACUUGGGAAGCUAAGGUAGAAGGAUCACUAUGUAGCAAGUUCAGGGACAGCCUGAACUCCAUAGUAAGACCCUGUUUCAACAAAAACCAAAACAACCCCAAAGCUACCACAGCACAAACUCACAUUAGUAUGCCCAGAAAAACCUACACAAUGAAAGGAAAGCCUUCAGCUGCAAUUCUUGAGAAUUAUGUGAGAAACCCUAUGGAGUUCAUCCAAGUGCAAAAGCCUGAUGGUCUUCUUUUCAGACACAUGUGAAAUCAGAAAACUGAUUUCCACAUGUGAAAUGUGGAAAACUAAUACAAGUAUUCAUGUUACUGAGUUACUGAUGGUGGGGUGCUCUGUUUGUAGCGACUUUAGGAAAACCUUGAACAUUCUCUAAUUUUUAAAAAGAUGUGAGAAUUUUUUUACAGAGAGAAAACUGUUGAAUGUCAUUGGUAUUGGAAGACUUUCCAUUUUCCCAUAUUCAGUAGAAAACUUGUAACUAUAAAGAAAGGGCGAGGAAGAAAUACUGUAUUGAACUGAAUGCGGUAUUUUU
Molecule: messenger RNA, 2715 nt
Organism: Octodon degus (degu)
Lineage: Eukaryota; Metazoa; Chordata; Mammalia; Rodentia; Octodontidae
Gene: Znf558
Product: zinc finger protein 558
Exons: 8
Coding region: 267-1475 (402 amino acids)
Biological process (GO): negative regulation of transcription by RNA polymerase II
Molecular function (GO): DNA-binding transcription repressor activity, RNA polymerase II-specific
Source: RefSeq, a predicted model, not a curated record